AUGACUACCUUAAACCACACUGGUGUUAGCCACACAAUCUUCCGCUUGCUGGGCAUCCCUGGUCUAGAAGACAAGCACAUGUGGAUUUCCAUUCCCUUCUUCAUUUCCUAUGUCAUUGCCCUGCUUGGGAAUAGCCUGCUCAUUUUCAUUACCCUGACAAAGAGCAGUCUCCAUGAACCCAUGUACCUCUUCCUCUGCAUGCUGGCUGGAGCAGACCUUGUCCUGUCCACCACCGCAAUUCCUAAGGCCUUAGCCAUCUUCUGGUUCCGUGCUGGGGAGAUCUCCCUGGAUCACUGCAUUACUCAGUUCUUUAUCAUCCACUGCACUUUCAUCGCUGAGUCGGGGAUCUUGCUGGUGAUGGCAUUUGAUCGCUACAUUGCCAUAUGCUACCCACUGAGAUACACCACUAUUCUUACAAAUGCUCUAAUUGGAAAAAUUGGUGUAAUCAUCUUUCUCAGAAGCUAUUGUACAAUUUUCCCCAUAAUAUUUCUUUUGAAACGAUUGACUUUCUGCCAAAAUAAUAUUAUUCCUCACACCCUUUGUGAGCACAUUGGCUUGGCCAAAUAUGCUUGUAAUGACAUUCGAGUGAACAUAUGGUACGGACUUUUUGUCAUAAUGUCAACAGUGGUCUUAGAUGUUCUGUUAAUUUUUGUUUCCUAUGUGCUGAUUCUCCACGCUGUCUUCCACAUGCCUUCCCAAGAUGCUCGCCACAAAGCUCUCAACACAUGUGCCUCCCAUGUCUGCAUCAUCGUCCUAUUUUAUGGGCCUGCAAUCUUCACAACCCUCACUCAGCGGUUUGGACGCCACAUUCCACCUCAUAUUCACAUCUUGUUGGCUAAUGUCUGCAUUCUGCUUCCACCUAUGCUGAAUCCCAUCAUUUAUGGAAUGAAGACCAAGCAAAUCCGGGAGCAGUUGGCUCACAUAUUUUUUUCCAAAGCAAAUAUAAUUUUGGAAUAG
Molecule: messenger RNA, 957 nt
Organism: Galeopterus variegatus (Sunda flying lemur)
Lineage: Eukaryota; Metazoa; Chordata; Mammalia; Dermoptera; Cynocephalidae
Product: olfactory receptor 52B4-like
Exons: 1
Coding region: 1-957 (318 amino acids)
Biological process (GO): G protein-coupled receptor signaling pathway
Cellular component (GO): membrane
Molecular function (GO): G protein-coupled receptor activity; olfactory receptor activity
Source: RefSeq, a predicted model, not a curated record